Molecule: messenger RNA, 272 nt
Organism: Laccaria bicolor S238N-H82
Lineage: Eukaryota; Fungi; Basidiomycota; Agaricomycetes; Agaricales; Hydnangiaceae
Exons: 1
Coding region: 1-156 (51 amino acids)
Source: RefSeq, a predicted model, not a curated record
AUGCUUUCAUUGCAUUGUACACUCUGUUACUUGAAGAAACGAGAGAACCACGAGGGUUCAUUCCCCUAUCUGGCAGGAAACAUUCACAAUAUCUUUUUGACACUACCCACCGAACAUUCGGAGAUCCACCUCAACGACUGCUGUGACGGAAAUUGAAUCGAUCUUAGCCAGAUUGCCAGAAAGAGACACUGGUUCUACAUAAAAUUGGAACAAUGUAAAGGAACGCGUAAACCUCUACAUUAGUACAUACAGUUCAAAAUUUAGGUGUUAUG